Messenger RNA from Pedinophyceae sp. YPF-701, 585 nucleotides. The record is from the annotation of a GenBank genome assembly. Lineage: Eukaryota; Viridiplantae; Chlorophyta; Pedinophyceae.
AUGAUCGCUGCCAAGGCCAACAUCGCGUCCGUUCGCGGCCUCACGGCCCUGAACAAGACCGCUCGCCCCGCCCGCGCGUCGCUGCGCGUGCGCGCCGAGGCUGACAAGCAGCAGGUCAUCACCCCCCUGAACGGCGACCCCUUCAUCGGCAUGCUGGAGACCCCGGUCACGUCGUCGACGGACGUGGCUAAGUACCUGUCCCAGCUCCCGGCCUACCGCACGGGCGUGUCCCCGCUCCUGCGCGGCGUCGAGAUCGGCCUGGCGCACGGCUUCCUCCUCGCCGGCCCCUUCAUCAAGCUCGGGCCCCUGCGCAACGUCCCGGGCACCGCUGAGGUCGCUGGCUGCCUCUCGGCCGCUGGCCUGGUGGUGAUCCUCACCGCGUGCCUCGCCAUGUACGGCGCCGCGACGUUCCAGGGCAAGCCCUCGCCCGUCGGCGUCAAGACUCUCUCGGGCCGGGACCUCCCCGAGGACCCCCUGCAGUCCGCGGAGGGCUGGAACGGCUUCACGUCUGGCUUCCUGACCGGCGCGCUCUCGGGUGUGGCCUGGGCCUACGCCUGCACCCAGCUCCUGCCCUACUACUCGUAA